Molecule: messenger RNA, 3725 nt
Organism: Zonotrichia albicollis (white-throated sparrow)
Lineage: Eukaryota; Metazoa; Chordata; Aves; Passeriformes; Passerellidae
Source: RefSeq, a predicted model, not a curated record
UGCAUCAGAAGUUCAGAGCUUUUCCUUAGAGAGGAAUGAAAUGGUAAAUGUAAGUGUUGUAGACUAACUUUGUAGCAUUUUUUGUGUUCCUUUAAUUGGCAUGGAGUAGAAGACAUCAGUUUAAUUUUUUUAGCUAUGUCUUGUCGUGAACAAACGAUAUUUUAAAUGUGGUGCUUCUACUGGUGCUCAUCUGAUCAAAGCUCUGCUGACAGCAAACCCACAGCUCAAUGGGAACACUGUCAGACUCAGCGGGGCUGUGUUGGUUACCCCUCCUCAGGUGCUGUUCCUGGCCAUGGUGCAGUGCCAGGAUGAGAUGGGAGCAGUUGUUCUCUCCUCCAGCUGGGCCUCUGUGUAUUCCAUUUAUUGCAGGCAGUAUGUACAGUGACUGGAGUAAUUUACAGAAAUGUGGGAGAAGUGAAUUUUCUUGUGAAAUGUAGGAACUGAGUGUUAUAAAUGACACCUGUAAACUUGAAACAAAAAAAUUUGGUGUGUUUGGGUGAGCAGUUCAUAGAGUGGAUUGUGACAAGCUUUCUCUUCUGUCUGUGCAGAUUGGUGUGUUCAUAAGAUGCUGAUAGGAAACUUCCAGCAGAUUUGUUUAAAUUGACAGGAUAGUUGUAGAGUUCCACAGUACUGUCCCAAAGUGGGUGGAAAGUAAGUUACAAUGGUCAUGAAUGUUUUCUGUGUGAAAAACAUCUUUGUAUGUGAUAAUUAAACAGAGUAUGGAGAGAAUAGGGUAUGGAACAGGAACAUCAUUCUGAUGUUACAUACUCUUGCAUGAUGAAAGUGGUAAAAUUUUCAUUUUACUAUUUUUCAUUGGUUACCUGGAGCCAGAAUAAGGAGAAAAUAAGAACUACUGUGUUUACUCACAUGUGCAUCAUUCCCCAAGUGUCAGGCUCUGCUUUAAGUGGCACUACAGAAAAAAUGGAAAGAAGGCAACAGUAGAGACAGAAGAUACUCUUACCCCUCUGAUACAGGUGAAUUAAUUUUGGUCUUUUUUUUAAUAAUGUGGCAGAAGCUAAUAGCAAAAAACUGACUGCCCCACUCAGUGUGUCCCUGAGGACUCCUGGGUGCACAGGUAAUUUGCAUGAAGAUGCCAUAUCUUCAACAUCAUCUUCAACCCUGCAGAGGGUCAUUAGGCAUUGGAAGGGGCUGUCCCAGAGAGGUUUGGAGUUCCCCUUACUGGAGGUGUUCAAGGAAUGACUGGAUGUGGCACUCAGUGCUCUGGGUGACAAGGUGGGGAUUUGGUCACAGCUUAGACUCAGUGGUCUUGGAGGUUUUUUCCAACCUCAGUGAUUCUGGAAUUCUGCCCAGCUCACAGAGGUGCCACUGCAGGCACUGUUUGCAGAGAACUUGGACAUGCUGAUUCCUACCACCUCCAAUGCAAGAAAAUUUCUGAAAAGGAUUGGGGAUUUUCUCUAAAUGUUUAGUGUUUACAAUUCAAUAGAAUACUUUGUUCUGAUGAGAGCUAACCCAGCACAGCAUAAGCUGCAAUUUGCUGGUACAAGCAUCUGGUAUCUGCUUAGGGCUGUCAGUGGGGGUUAGUUCCCUUUGCUAUUUUGUGGUGGAAGCUUUGAUGAGAAAGUGAAGUGAGAGGACUCUUAUAAAUUGCAAUAUGUGUCUCUUUUGGGUGACUGUGCUGUGAGAAGAGGGCAGGAUCUCUCAAGAGACUGCAGCACUGGGUAUGUACACUUGCACAUUAUAUAUAUAACCAUUUCUACUCACCAGAGAAUCAAAAGGAGAAAAUGGUUUGAGAAAGGCAGAGUGGGUGCCUCAGCUGUUUUACUUUUCCCCUGUAUGCUGGUAAAUGGUCAGUGCUCCCUGAGCACUGUUUGUUUAACAACUAAAAAGAAAGCAUUUCGUGUCACUCCAAAGAGUAAAUAUCUGAAGUUAUGGAUUAACUAAGUUCCAGCAGAGCUCAUGGAGGAAGAACAGAUCACACUGAUUCCCACUGAAUAAAGCAGUAAGUGCUUCAAAAGUAUUGUAUCCUUUGAGAUUUCUAAGUACAGCUUGCUUUAAUGGAGCAUGAAACUUGUAAAAAAUGUCCAGUGACAAGGGGAGGGUGUGAGGACAGGCCAGAAGUUUUCUGGGAGAGCUGCUGAUGUAUUAAAGGGAACGAGCAAAGCAGUCUGAAGGGACCUUAGUGAACAGCCACUCCAGAGCUGGAGUCAGAGACAGGGCACAGCAGAGCAUUCAGCAGAGAAGUGGCUUUCUGAAAAGCCAGUGAGUGAGCUGGCUGGGUGGGAACUGUCUGCAGCAGGGUCUUGUGUCACUCAGCAAUGUGCUCUUCUUGAUGCCUGCCCUCUCCUCCUCAGGUAACUCCUGCUGCAGGAUGUGGAAGCUCCUCACUGUGGGGCUGCUGCUGGCUGCCUGCUCUUUCUGGGGCUGCUGCACCUCAAUAUUUUACAGCAGUAAAGAUGCAAACCAAGUCCUGAGAAUCCAGAAGAGGUCAAACACUUUCCUGGAGGAGCUCAAGCCAGGCUCUGUGGAGCGUGAGUGUGUUGAAGAGCGCUGUGACUUUGAGGAGGCCAGUGAGAUAUUUGAAACCAGGGAAGAAACACUAAAUUUUUGGAGCAAGUAUGUAGAUGGAGAUCAGUGUAAACCAAAUCCUUGUUCCAACGGGACCUGCAAGGACAGUAUUGGAAAAUUUUCCUGCAUCUGUAACAAAGGCUGGGAGGGGGUUUUGUGCAGUUAUGAGGUCAAAUACAGCAACUGUUCCAUGGACAAUGGGGGCUGUGAACAUUUCUGCAGGGAGGACCCUGCUGAGCAGCAUCGCUUGUGCAGCUGUGCAUCGGGGUAUCAGCUCAAGGAUGACCACACCACGUGUGAGCCUGUAGUGGAGUUCCCCUGUGGAAGAGUGAAGUCAGACUACAUUGAAGCCAAAGCAGACUUCAAUAUUCGGCUCAUUGAUGGAACAGCUGGAAGAAAGGGAGGCAGCCCUUGGCAGAUUAUGCUGCAAAAUACCGAAGGGAUGUUUCUGUGUGGGGGUGUUCUCAUCCAUCCAUCUUGGGUCCUAACAGCAGCACACUGCCUUGAGGAACACAAGGGGUUCAAAGUUAAACUUGGUAAAUUCCGUUUCCGUCCUGAGGCAGAUGAGCAAACCAUUUGGGUUGAUAAAUGGGUGACACACGAAAAUUACACCAAGACGACCUCAGAUAAUGACAUAGCCAUGCUGCACUUGGCUGAGCAUGUGAUGUAUUACACAUACGCCCUCCCCAUCUGCCUUCCCACCCGCAACCUGGCGGAGCAGGAGCUGAUGAGGAGCGGGAAGCAGGCGGUGGUGACGGGCUGGGGCACCAUGAGCGAGCGGAACCACACCUACGCCCCUUUUCUCAGGUACAUCCAGAUCCCCAUCGUGCCCCGCAACGAGUGCGCCCAGGCCAUGCGCUCGCACGUCUCUGACAACAUGCUGUGUGCUGGGAGCCUGGGCGACAGGAAGGACUCCUGCCGCGGGGACAGCGGCGGCCCCAUGUUCACUAGAUACAAGGAUACUUGGUUUUUGGUAGGGCUGGUCAGCUGGGGUGAAGGCUGUGGAAGAAAGGGGAAAUUUGGAGUCUACACCAAAGUUAGUCAGUACCUUGAGUGGAUCCAGCACCACAUAGAUAAGUCAGCUCCUUUGAAGGGUUAAUUCUGAUCCAGAGUCUGGAAUGUUGUGACUCUGUGCUAGUGACAGUAUACACUAUAAUGUACUGUCAGAUCUUCAGUAUUAAAUAUUGAGUAUGUGCUAA